Effrenium voratum is the source of this 1860-nucleotide messenger RNA. The record is from the annotation of a GenBank genome assembly. Lineage: Eukaryota; Dinophyceae; Suessiales; Symbiodiniaceae.
UGAAGAAAAGGGAACUUCGAUGCCUGUGGAUGCCAGUCGUCUGUGGCAGCUUCCGGACGGGUCUGUCGGCUCCCAGGCCUUGCCUGGCGGCAUGUGGGCCGCCGAGCCUGCAGAGUUGCCCCACGAGGUUCGGGGCACCACUCCGAAGUCGGCAGCUCCGAGCAUGCCGAGGGCGCCAGGCAUGCCGCUGAGCGCGCCCAUGGGCUUGCCGAUGCCCUGCGCACCCAUGCCCAGCAUGCCCGGCAUGCCCGGCAUGCCCGGCAUGCCCGGCAUGCCGCAAAUGCCGCAAAGCGCGCCUCAAAGCAUGCAGAGCAUGCCGCCCAUGCCUCCAAGUGUGGUGCGUCGUCCUCCUGUUCCGGCUGCUUUUGCUUCCAGGGUGCCACGGGCAAUAGGGCCAUCGGUGUUGAUGCCGACGUCCAAGGCGUCCUCCGGGCCAGGGAUGAUGUCACCCAUGACGAUGCCAGGGAUGAUGCCAGGGGCGAUGCCCGGCACGAUGCCGUCAAUGCCAGCAAUGCCGGCGAUGCCAUCGCCAUCGCUUCCAUCGCCUGGGCCGGCGACGGCUCCGCCCCUCUUGGCCGGGCCAACGCCCAUUACGCCAGUGGCUGCUGAGGCAGCCCCCCCGACACUCCCACCGACUUCCAAGGUGGCGUCAGUCCCAAAGAGCCACACAGGCCACACGAUAGACGCGUACUUGGAGGUGCAGAGGCUGGCACAAGCCUGGGUUCGCGGCGCCACGCGCAAGCAGAGGCCCAGGAAAAGGCAGCGGAAGGCAGAGAAGGACCCAUACAUGGAUCCCAAGGAAGAUCCUUACCUGGUGAUGCUCGCCGAGGCGGAGGCAGACGAAGAGAUGGAGGCGAUGCCGCCCCCAAGCAGUGCUACCGCCCACAAGCGGAAGGACACAGGCCCGCCCAAGGCACCUGUGGAGGUGGAAGACCUGGAGUCCGGUUCCACGGAAAGCUCAGGUUCUUCUGAGGGUGAGGAGUCUGAGGAGGUAGACGAUGACGAGGUGGAAGAGCCCCCCGGCGCCCAGGAAGCUGGGCGAGUGGAGCUCUUCAAGCUCGGCGCGAAGUGCUGCACUGUGAUGGCGCACUUUGUGGGCGGCAGCGAGGCGUCUCUGCAGCGGAGGCUUGACAUCGAUCAACGUGUCCGACUUGAGCAUUGCCGGAAGCACUUGCAGUGGGCCGGCGACCUCACAUCCGUGUGGCAUUUCGCUCUUUCUGACUUGAAGGAGAAGGUUGCUUGGAACACGCUUUGCAACUACUUCGUCUCACGGAAGCGCGUCGGACUUGCCGAGCUGGCGGGUGGCGUUGUGUACGUCGUGCCCCCAGACAGCACCUUCCUCUCAGAGCUGGGCCUCCCGGCUGCGGAGAGCCUGGCGGGGAGUUUGCUGGGCCUGCAGGUGCCUCUCUCCGCGCCGGAGGAGAAGGCUCGGGCUGAAGAGCCCAAGGUCGCAGAGAGAGGGGCUGAGGCGAUUGAAGCGAAACAUGAGGGCGAGGAGAAAAAGGAGGACAUUGAGGAAAAAGAGAAGGAAGAAAUUCUGGAGAAGGAGGGGAAGGCGUCAGAGAGGGAAGAGCAGACUGACGCUCGAAAGAUGGAGCCAAAGCCAGAGAUGGAGCAGUCGGAGCCGGAGACGGGAAUGAAGCCGAUGGAGGUUGAGACGGCCGAGGGGGAGCACGAGCGGCGGGUUGUGGAGGGUGUGGAGCAGCCUGAGACCGAAGAGCCCGAAGAGGCCGAAGCCAAUAUCGGGGAAGAGGAGGGUGUGCCAGAGGGCCUUCAAAAGAGCGACAGCCUUGGCGAAGGACGUGAGGAGGUCUGAAUUGCGAACCGCUUAGGGACAGGCCAGUGACCUGCUCCUUGUCG